Mya arenaria is the source of this 1962-nucleotide messenger RNA. RefSeq lists its product as uncharacterized. The coding region runs from base 1 to 1962 and encodes 653 amino acids. Gene Ontology annotation, cellular component: plasma membrane. The transcript has 2 exons. Lineage: Eukaryota; Metazoa; Mollusca; Bivalvia; Myida; Myidae. Gene Ontology annotation, biological process: neuron projection development. The record is from RefSeq and is a predicted model, not a curated record.
AUGGAGGCUACAGGGAAUGUGAUCACGGUAGAUACUGGGAAUGUGACCACGGAGGCUACAGGGAAUGUAAUCACGGAGGCUACUGGGAAUGUGACCACGGAGACUACAGGGAAUGUGAUCACGGAAGCUACUGGGAAUGUGACAACGGUGGCUACAGGGAAUGUGAUCACGGUGGAUACUGGGAAAGUGACUGUGACCACGGAGGCUACAGGGAAUGUGAUCACGGUGGAUACUGGGAAUGUGACCACGGUAGCUACAGGGAAUGUGAUCACGGAGGCUACUGGGAAUGUGACAACGGUGGCUACAGGGAAUGUGAUCACGGUGGCUAUUGAGAAUGUGACCACGGAGACUACUGGGAAUGUGGCAACGGUGGCUACAGGGAAUGUGAUCACGGUGGCUAUUGAGAAUGUGACCACGGAGACUACUGGGAAUGUGAUCACGGAGGCUUCAGAGAAUGUGAUCACGGUGGCUAUUGAGAAUGUGACCACGGAGACUACUGGGAAUGUGACAACGGUGGCUACAGGGAAUGUGAUCACGGAGGCUACAGGGAAUAUGAUCACGGUGGCUACUGGGAAUGUGACAACGGUGGCUACAGGGAAUGUGAACACGGUGGAUACUGGGAAUGUGACCACGGAGGCUACAGGGAAUGUGACCACGGAGGCUACAGGGAAUGUGACCACGGAGGCUACUGGGAAUGUGACCACGGAGGCUACAGGGAAUGUGAUCACGGUGGAUACUGGGAAUAUGACCACGGUGGCUACAGGGAAUGUGAUCACGGAGGCUACUGGGAAUGUGACAACGGUGGCUACAGGGAAUGUGAUCACGGUGGCUACAGGGAAUGUGAUCACGGUGGCUAUUGAGAAUGUGACCACGGAGACUACAGGGAAUGUGAUCACGGUGGCUAUUGGGAAUUUGACCACGCAGACUACUGGGAAUGUGAUCACGGAGGCUACAGGGAAUGUGAUCACGGUGGCUUUUGAGAAUGUGACCACGGAGACUACUGGGAAUGUGACAUCGGUGGCUACAGGGAAUGUGAUCACGGAGGCUACAGGGAAUGUGAUCACGGAGGCUACAGGGAAUGUGAUCACGGUGGCUUUGAGAAUGGAAUGUGAUCACGGAGGCUACAGGGAAUGUGAUCACGGAGGCUACAGGGAAUGUGAUCACGGUGGCUUUGAGAAUGUGAUCACGGAGGCUACUGGGAAUGUGACAACGGUGGCUACAGGGAAUGUGAUCACGGUGGCUACAGGGAAUGUGAUCACGGUGGCUAUUGAGAAUGUGACCACGGAGACUACAGGGAAUGUGAUCACGGUGGCUAUUGGGAAUUUGACCACGCAGACUACUGGGAAUGUGAUCACGGAGGCUACAGGGAAUGUGAUCACGGUGGCUUUUGAGAAUGUGACCACGGAGACUUCUGGGAAUGUGACAUCGGUGGCUACAGGGAAUGUGAUCACGGAGGCUACAGGGAAUGUGACCACGAAGGGUACUGGGAAUGUGAUCACGGAGGCUACUUGGAAUGGGACAACGGUGGCUACAGGGAAUGUGAUCACGGUGGCUACUGGAAAUGUGACCACGGAGUCUUCUGGGAAUGUGACCAAGGAGGCUACAGGGAAUGUGAUCACGGAUACUACUGAAAUUGUGUCCACGGAGGCUUCUGGGAGUAUGACCACGAAGGGUACUGGGAAUGUGACCACGAAGGUUACUGGGAAUAUGACCACGGUGGCUACAGGAAAUGUGACAACGGUGGCUACUUGGAAUGUGACCACGGUGGCUACUGGGAAUGUGACCACGGUGGCUACUGGGAAUGUGACCACGGAGGCUACCGGGGAUGUGACAACGGAAGCUACUGGGAAUGUGACCACGGAGAGCUACUCGGAAUGUGACAACGGAGUCUAUUCGGAAUGUGAUAAGUACAUAUACUUGUAUGACAUACGAAAGAAUAGCGAAAGUUGUCAACUUGACUAG